Panicum virgatum (switchgrass) is the source of this 3876-nucleotide messenger RNA. RefSeq lists its product as uncharacterized. Gene Ontology annotation, molecular function: protein binding. The record is from RefSeq and is a predicted model, not a curated record. NCBI's taxonomy places the organism in Eukaryota, Viridiplantae, Streptophyta, Magnoliopsida, Poales, Poaceae. The coding region runs from base 1714 to 3573 and encodes 619 amino acids. The transcript is spliced from 5 exons.
UUAUGCAUUUGAUGAGGAGGUCAGGAAGCAAUUCGACUCGACGCGGCAUCCCAUUCCCUCCUCCGACAGCUCAGCUCAAGAUCACCUUCUCUUCCCUGCAGCUGCAGUCCAGCAGCAGGAUCCAGAUCCCGAGGGGCCAUGGCCACCGCCUUCGACUCCCCCACCUCCUCCCCCGCCGCCGCGCCCUUCCAUGACGACGCCUUCCUCCACUUGGACGGCUCGGCCGCCGCAGCCGACGCCUUCCCGGCCUCCCCGGACCCCUACGCGCCCUCGCCCUUCGGCAUGCCCCAGGCCAACGGCGGCCUCCACGACGAUCCCUUCGCCGACUCCGACGGUGGGCCCAUCCUCCCGCCGCCCACCGAGAUGGGUCGCGAGGAGGGAUUCCUGCUCCGCGAGUGGCGCCGUCAAAAUGCAAUCCUCCUCGAGGAAAAGGAAAAGAAGGAGAAGGAGCUGAGGAGCCAAAUCAUCCUUGACGCUGAAGAAUUUAAGAAAGCUUUUGUCGAGAAGCGGAAGCUCAAUGUUGAGACAAGCAAGGGCCAAAACCGUGACAGGGAGAAGCUUUUCCUAGCGAACCAGGAGAAGUUCCAUGCUGGUGCGGAUAAGCAGUACUGGAAGGCGAUAUCAGAACUUAUCCCACACGAGAUUGCCAACAUCGAGAAGAGAGGGGCGAGGAAAGAUAAGGAGAAGGAGAAGAAGCCUGGGAUCGUGGUGAUCCAGGGCCCAAAGCCUGGGAAGCCGACGGACAUGUCACGGAUGCGGCAGAUAUUGCUGAAGCUGAAGCACACUCCUCCGCCACACAUGAAGCCGCCUCCGCCACCUGCAGCAGCUGCUGGGAAGGACGGUGCCCCGGCUGCCGCUGCAAAGGAUGGAGCUAAGCCAGCAGCACCUGCCAACGGAAGUGUUCCAGAGAUGGAGAAGGCCGCGGCAGCGGCGCCUGCACCAGCAACUGAACCUAUCGCGGCUGCCUAAGCUAAUUGUUUGCGGUAGGAGGAUAGAGUUGUUGCAGAGGAGGUGGUGUUGGUGAAACUGAAAGCUCAUCUGAAUAGCCGCCGGCAUGGCGGAGGCACCUACUGUGUAUUUUGUUAAGGCACCUUUGAUUCAUUACAUUAUUAUUACAAUAUUGUUAUUGCAUUUUGUAGAGAGGUGGGAUGUGCAUUCUGGUACUAAUAAGGUAAAUGAGGCUGUAGUAGGAGGAUGUGUGGCUAUGGUUUCGUCUUCCAAGUGUUUGGGAUUUUCCUUUGUUCAAAUUGGUUGUAUUAUUACGUGACUAUAAAUCUGCUGCAUAUAUAUAUCAUUGGUGUUUCAUCUAUCUUUAUAUAUAUAUAUUCUUAUUUCUCAAGCCUGUCAGUCAGUCUUGCUUUGAUCUGUCCGUGCUGCACAUUUCCUGAUUUUUGCAUACGUAUCUUGCUCCAAGUCUAAUUUUGACAAUGGAUGAUACAUACAUACACACAUGGAUUCCAUAAAAGAAGUCAUUGAUCUUUCUGAUGCAUUUUUUUUCUUAAAGAUUUGCUACAAGCAUCGACUACAAACAGAUGAAAAGAGAGAGAGAGAGAAAAAAAGAGAAAUGUUCAGUGGUUGCAAAUGGCAGUUGCUGCUUGUGAUGAUAUCGGUAGUGUCUCUCCUGGGCCUGGCGGCAAAACAAGGGCAAGGAUAGGAAGGAAAGGUCUGGCUGUGCAUGUGCUGUGCGUGCAAUAGCAUAGGAAGAGGAAUAGGAUGGCUCCUCUUCCUCCUUGCUGCUGCUCCUCCAGGAGCCGCCUCCUCCUCCUUACCAUCCCCACUCCGCCGUCAUCUCCGCCGGGGAGGAGGAGGCCCCCACCUCGCCUCAUCAGCUCCUGCUGCUGCUCCUCCUCGUCGUCGUACAACGGCUGGUCCGACCUCGCCGCGGCGCCCGACCUUCCCCUCUUCUCCCUCCCGCUACAGGCACAGCCCACCACCCAUCGGCAUGGCCUUCUCUUCCUCUUCCUCCCCGCCGCCGCGGCAGGGGCAGCCCUCGCCCUCUCCCUCUCCCUCUCCCGCCUUCCUCCCCUCCCCCUCCUCGCCGCCGCCUUCACCGCUGGAUUCGCAGCUAGGCACCUCUCCUCCCCGCCCCCGCAAUCGAAUCCCGCCCUCCUCGCCCAUCUCGACGCGCAGCUCUCCGCCCUGAGGGGCCACUUGCUUUCUGAAGCCGACCCGGGCUUCCUCGUCCAGGCCGUGGAUCGCCUGCGGGAUGCGGUCGCCGACGCAGCCAGAUUGGCCGAUACCACCCGCGCCGUCUCCGAUGCGCUCCCACCCGUGCUCGGGGCCCUCCGAGAGGUCGGGGACUGCCUCGGUGCCUGGGCUCGCCACGCCGUGCGGGAUCUCAGCCUCAGCUCGCCAAGGAGGAAGCAGCCUGCUACUAAUAACAACACCAACAAUGCACAUGUGUCGUCCAAGGCCAACCAGCAACCACAAAGUAUUGCAAGUGGCAUGCUGCAGUUUGACGAGGAUGACAGUGGACUCAAGGCGGAGCUGGGAGAUCCUGGAUUGGAGAGGCUAGUGUUCAAGCACAGACAUGGCCGUGACCGUGUGCAGGACGAUCCAUUCCAUUUCCAAGCUGCUUCCAGCAAGUUUUCCACCGAAUCCAUCCAGUCAUCUCUUCUUGAGAGGACGCUUGAAAUUCGGGACAGGUCCUACAGGUUCAAGAUUGAGCGCCGUGACACUGCUAGUAGCCAAGUGGAUGAAGCACACGACAGGGCUGCAGAUGAACACCUUGUUGAUAAUGCUGCUGCUUUGGAUCCUGCCUAUGAUGGAAGUGCCGCUGCCGAUUCGGACAGCGAGGAGUUCAGCCGUAACCUCAAGGAGGCUGCACACAUCUUGAGGAAGGCCAGGGAAUCCAUGGUGGCCAUGGCUGAUGAAGAGACUGCAGACGCGCUGCUGUACAAAUCAGCUAGGCUCCUUUCCACGGCUGCAGCUUUGAGGCCAAAUAGUCUGGUAGCAGUGGGUCAGCUUGGGAACACCUACCUCCUCCACGGAGAGCUCAAGCUCAAGAUUAGUCGCGAGCUCAGAACCCUCUUGGCCAACAGCGGGGCUUUUCUGAAUGGAAGAGAGCGUGUUUCGCGAUCCAGGAAGGUAGAUAGCAGAAUCUUAAGCAGAGAGAGCGUUUCAUCAGCCCUUGUCGAUGUAUGUGAAGAGUGCGAAAGCCUCCUUGUUGAGGCUGGCAGAAGCUACAGGAUGGCCCUCUCGAUUGAUUCUGGAGAUGUCAAGGCGUUGUACAACUGGGGGCUGGCACUUAUCUUCCGAGCGCAGUUACUUGCUGAUAUCGGACCGGAAGCGGCAGUUGAUGCUGACCAGGUGUAUCUGGCUGCAAUUGAUAAGUUUGAUGCCAUGCUGUCGAGAAGCAACACUUAUGCUCCAGAAGCUCUCUACAGAUGGGGCACCACACUGCAGCAGCGAUCUCAUCUGCGGCCUCGGAACAACAGGGAGAAGAUAAGGCUUCUGGAGCAGGCGAAGAGCUUGUUUCAAGACGUGCUGUAUGUGGAAGCAGAUAACAAGAUGGUGAGGGAGGCGCUGUCAUCAUGCAUAUCAGAGCUCAACUACCAUGGCCGAUGGUUAUAGCCUGUUGUUUGCUCUGCAGGGCAGUUACCUACCUAUCAGGAAUUCAGGAUUGCUGAAGCUCUAGGAUGAUGGGAUUUACGAUUUACAGGACAGGAGCAUGUGUCUCUGUUUUUAACAAGCGAAGCGAGGAAGAGAUGCAUGAGCCAAAUUAGUUAGUAAUAGUUGAUAAAAUACAAUGCAACAGGAUUGUUUGCAUGGCUGAACCGAAUAGUACAAUGAAUAAAAACCACGGUCAAUUUUGAGUUGAAAGAUGCACACGUGAUGUAAUUUUGCCCCUUUUUAGUUAAAACGGGUUACACUAGA